This is a messenger RNA of Grammomys surdaster, 2556 nucleotides long. RefSeq names its product solute carrier family 2 member 2 (gene Slc2a2). Lineage: Eukaryota; Metazoa; Chordata; Mammalia; Rodentia; Muridae. Bases 118 to 1689 code for a protein of 523 amino acids. Gene Ontology annotation, biological process: D-glucose transmembrane transport. Gene Ontology annotation, cellular component: brush border; membrane. The record is from RefSeq and is a predicted model, not a curated record. The transcript has 11 exons.
UGCUUGCUCCUCCUCCUACAAUGUAUAACCAGGCAGAGCUGAGGACUCUGGCUGGUCAGCUCCUCAUCCACAUUCAGUGCAGGACCUGGAUUAAGAAGACAACUCCACACACACAUAAUGUCAGAAGACAAGAUCACCAGGACCUUGGCUUUCACUGUCUUCACUGCUGUGCUGAGUUCCUUCCAGUUCGGAUACGACAUCGGUGUGAUCAAUGCUCCUCAAGAGGUGAUAAUAUCCCAUUAUCGACAUGUUUUGGGUAUUCCACUGGAUGACCGAAGAUCUACCAUUAACUAUGACGUCAAUGGCACUGACACCCCACUCCUCGUCACGCCAGCAUACACAACACCAGCCCCCUUGGAUGAAGAGGAGACUGAAGGAUCUGCUCACAUAGUCACUAUGCUCUGGUCUUUGUCUGUGUCCAGCUUCGCAGUGGGCGGAAUGGUCGCCUCAUUCUUUGGUGGGUGGCUCGGGGACAAACUUGGAAGGAUCAAAGCCAUGUUGGCCGCAAACAGCCUCUCAUUGACUGGAGCUCUCUUAAUGGGGUGUUCCAAAUUCGGACCAGCACACGCCCUCAUCAUUGCUGGAAGAAGCGUAUCAGGACUGUACUGUGGGCUAAUUUCAGGCCUGGUUCCAAUGUACAUUGGCGAGAUUGCUCCAACCACACUCAGGGGUGCCCUGGGCACUCUUCACCAACUGGCCCUUGUCACAGGCAUUCUUAUUAGUCAGAUUGCUGGCCUUAGCUUUAUUCUGGGCAAUCAGGACUACUGGCACAUCCUACUUGGUCUAUCUGCUGUACCAGCUCUCCUGCAGUGUCUGCUACUGCUCUUCUGUCCAGAAAGCCCCAGAUACCUUUAUAUAAAAUUGGAAGAGGAAGUCAGGGCAAAAAAAAGUUUGAAGAGACUACGAGGAACUGAGGAUGUUACCAAAGAUAUUAAUGAGAUGAAGAAAGAAAAGGAAGAGGCGUCAACUGAGCAGAAGGUCUCUGUGAUCCAGCUCUUCACGGAUUCGAAUUACCGACAGCCAAUCCUUGUGGCGCUGAUGUUGCACGUGGCUCAGCAGUUCUCUGGAAUCAAUGGGAUAUUUUACUACUCAACCAGCAUUUUUCAGACAGCUGGCAUCAGCCAGCCUGUGUACGCAACCAUUGGUGUUGGUGCCAUUAACAUGAUCUUCACGGCUGUCUCUGUACUGCUUGUGGAGAAGGCAGGGCGGCGGACCCUAUUCCUAACCGGGAUGAUUGGCAUGUUUUUCUGCACCAUCUUCAUGUCAGUGGGACUUGUGUUGCUGGAUAAGUUCGCCUGGAUGAGUUACGUGAGCAUGACAGCCAUCUUCCUCUUCGUCAGUUUCUUUGAGAUUGGGCCAGGUCCAAUCCCUUGGUUCAUGGUUGCUGAAUUUUUCAGCCAAGGACCCCGUCCCACUGCUCUGGCACUGGCUGCCUUCAGCAACUGGGUCUGCAAUUUCAUCAUCGCCCUCUGCUUCCAGUACAUUGCGGACUUCCUCGGGCCUUACGUGUUCUUCCUUUUUGCUGGGGUGGUCCUAGCCUUCACCCUGUUCACAUUUUUUAAAGUUCCAGAAACCAAGGGAAAGUCUUUUGAGGAAAUCGCUGCAGAAUUCCGGAAAAAGAGUGGUUCGGCCCCACCACGCAAAGCGGCUGUACAAAUGGAAUUUCUGGCGUCUUCAGAGACUGUGUGAGGAUGACCUGUCUAAAACCAAGGAACAGACCCGAAGGGAGCAACGUGCUCCCUCUUAAGGCGAUUCCUUCAUGGGAGUAGAACUAUACCCGGGAGUAUUGCUUAUUCCUUCUGAAGAAUGUGUACAGACUCCGAUUAGAAACGUCAACAUAUAUUAUUACCAAAGAAAGUAUUUUUUUUAAACUUAGAGACUAUAUUUUUGAUCGUAAAACUCUUAAGUAAACCAAAGAGGUUAUUUUGCUACUCUACAGGGAAAGUAUGUUAUAUCUUCCUAGCCCUGUUCUACUUAAAUUGAAGAGCUUUCAACUUAUCGAUGAAUUUUAAAGCACGUGACUAAGAAACCUGAAGCUACAACUGAUAUCUAUAUAUUUAAAUAUAAUUACAUUGGAGUUUUCUUAGCCACAGAUCUGAUGCUAAAGAACAAUAUGGCUGGUGUCAGCAAGGCUCACAUUCAAACUGACUUUUCUGUUACCCUUCUUCGGCUUCUCUCACGUGGAUCGGACUUGGUGUUUUGCUUAAAACUAUUUUUCUGCAUUUUUAUAUAGAACUCCUGAGUAUGUUCAACUAUAUUUGUAAUGAAAAGCUCUUUUUUUAUAGCUACCAAAAUCUUCCUAUAGUGGGAGAAAACAUCUCAGUUUCUUUGAUGUAUUUUGCAAGGUUAAAUGCUUGAGCUGUUCCUAGCCGUAGAGCCUAGCUUAUCCAUUAAUAUUAGCAUUCUAAAGCAUGUUAGUUUCUCGCCACUUCAGCCUUUGUGUUGUACUUUUACUUGGCUUUUUUAACUACCCAUGGCACACACUUAAACCAUUAGGAGUCAGGCAUUUUGCAUAUUGCCUCCAAAAUCUAAUAAACUGGAUCAAUCACAGGGAAA